AUGGCCAAAGUGGUGCUGUUCCUUCUGGCGGCGGCCACGGCGGGGUGGGCAGCCAGCGGCUGGGCACCCAGCGCCGCGGCAGCGCAGGCAGCCCAAGGCGUUGCUGCCACCGCCACCUUAGGCGUCUACCUCUUGGCGGGCCUGCCGGCUGCGGUGGACCUGUCGUACGACCUCACCGCGGGCCACGUUGAUACCCAUGUCCUAAUGAAUUUGGCCGUACUGGGCACACUGGUUACGGGGCAUGCGCUGGAGGGCGCGCUGCUGCUGGUGCUGUUCCAGACAAGCCACGUGGUGGAGCACCUGCUGACCGACCGGGCACAGGGCAACCUGGCAGCUCUGUACGACGCAAUGCCCAAGGAGGCAGUGCUGGUGGGCAUGGGGCCCGACGGCCGCCCCGACCUGGCAUCGGCCCGCCGCGUGCUGGCGGCGGACGUCGCCGUGGGUGACUGCAUGCUGGUGAAGCCAGGGGAGCAGGUGCCACUUGAUGGUGCGGUCAUCCACGGCCGUGCCAUGGUCAGCUCGGAGCACAUCACUGGAGAGAGCCUGCCGGUGCUGCGCCGUGCCGGGGACGAGCUGGCGGCGGGCUCGCUGAACCGUGAUGGUGUGCUGGUGCUGCGUGCGCUGCGGCCGGCCGAAGAGUCCACGCCUGCUCGCAUCGCCAAGCUCACCCUGGAUGCGCAGGCCAAGCGCCCGCAGCUGCGCACGUGGCUGGACCAGUUUGGCGAGCUGUACAGCAAGGGCGUGAUAGCCGCCUCGGUCGGCCUGCUGGCGGUACUGCUGCUGUCGGGCGUGCCGCUGCUGGGCGCCGCCGGUCAGCGUGGCGCCUUCUAUCGGGCCAUGGGCCUGCUCACUGUGGCCUCCCCUUGCGCCCUGGUCAUGGUACCGCUGGCAUAUGUGUCGGCCAUCGCCGCCAUCGCCUCCAGGCGAGCCUGCGCUGCGGGCAUCCUGGUGAAGGGCGGCCGAGUGUUGGAUGCUCUAGCCCGCUGCAGCACUGUGGCGUUUGACAAGACAGGCACCCUCACGACUGGCUCCCUGUCCUGCACAUCGAUGCGCCCGCUGGGCUCUGGCGGGGCCAGCGGCAGCAGCGCCAGCGUCCUGGGCCUGGCGCCGCGCGAGGCGGCGGCAGCCAAGCGCACCGCCAUCGGCGCGGCCGUGGCGCUGUCCCUGCGCAGCAGCCAUCCCGUGUCGGAUGCGGUGGUGCUUCACGGGCAGCAGGCAGGGCUGGAUGGCAGCAGCGAGGAAGUGCUGGACUUUGAGCUGGUGCCUGGUGGCGGCGUGCAGGGGCUCGUGAGCAGCGGUGGCAGCUCGCGGCAGCGGCAGCAGCAGUACCUCGCGGCCUUUGGCUCUGCAGAGUUUGUGAGCAGCCGGCUGACGGCGGCGGAGCAGGCGGCAGUGGAGAAGCUGGUGGCGGGCCAGGGCACCUCUGGUGUGCUCUCUGUGCUUGUCCUGGAGCCGGCAGCCACGGGCAGCAGCUCCAACGGUCAGUCAUCUGGCGGCGGCAGCGGCAAUGGAGUUGCGAGCAGCAGCCGCGCCGCCAGCCGCAGCGUGUGGGUCAUGAGCUUUGAGGACAGCGUGCGCAAGCAAAGUGCGGCGGCAGUCCGGGAGCUGCAGACGGGCUCCUGGACGGGACGCGCCUCUCAGGCCAGCCGCAUGGAAGUGACCAUGCUGACGGGCGACAACGAGGCCAGCGCGCUGGGAAUUGCCAAGAAGCUGGGCAUACGCACGGUGUGGGCCGCUCUCAGCCCAGAGGAGAAGCUGGAGCAUGUGCAGCAGCUCAGUGCUCGCAGCCAUGUCGACUGCCGCGACGGCAGCGACGGCAGCUCGUCGGUGCCGCCUGUGGGCAAGUUGCGGAGCCGCAAGGGCAGCAGGGGCGGCGGCAGGGGCGGCAGCGGGCGUGGCAGCGGGUGCAUCAUGGUGGGGGAUGGGAUCAACGAUGCCCCUGCGCUGGCGGCGGCUGAUGUGGGCGUGGCCAUUGCCUCCACCGCCACUGCGGCUGCCUCGCUGGCCGCGGACGUCAUUGUGGUGAAUGCCAGCGGAAUCGCGGCCGUCCCGCUGCUGCUCAAAAUUGCGCAGGCCACACAGACUGUCAUCCGGCAGAACCUGGUGCUGGCUGUGGGCAGCAUCCUAGCACUGUCCCUGCCCACCGUGCUGGGCUGGGUGCCCCUCUGGUUUGCCGUGAUGCUGCACGAGGGGUCCACCCUCCUAGUCGCAGUGAACUCCCUACGGCUGCUGGGCUUCAGCGCAGGCCUGAACCGGGGGAGCAGCAGCUGGCGCCCAGCUGGGCAGCGGACACAGCAGCAGCAAGAUGCUGAGGAGGGAGGAAUAGCAGCGGGUGGUGGUCGCAGGGAGGACGAGGCGGCAGGCAGCUGGCAAGCGCCGGUCGCUGCUAUGCCCGUGGCAGCCGUGCCGCCUGCCGCCUGA
This is a messenger RNA of Chlorella variabilis, 2421 nucleotides long. RefSeq lists its product as hypothetical. Gene Ontology annotation, molecular function: transporter activity; ATP binding; ATP hydrolysis activity. Gene Ontology annotation, cellular component: membrane. The record is from RefSeq and is a predicted model, not a curated record. The transcript has 9 exons. Lineage: Eukaryota; Viridiplantae; Chlorophyta; Trebouxiophyceae; Chlorellales; Chlorellaceae. The coding region runs from base 1 to 2421 and encodes 806 amino acids.